AUGACACGUCCAUUGCCUGGAUAUAUUACUUAUAAUAUGAGAAUCUCGUAUUAUAUUGAAUCGGGAAGCCAAACAACACCAGAAAAAUGUCUGUCUAAUCCUUGGCAUGGAAAAGGUUUUUGUGAACCUCAUCAAUAUAAAGCAGCCAUUGAUCGUUGUGAAGGUGGACAUAAAUCAUGUGAUUUAGGUAUUGAAAUUUAUAAAGAACUUGUUAAAGUUCUUGAAAAUUGUUCUGAAUCUUUACGUCAAUGGUCAUUGAUAAGUCAAAAAAAAAUUGUUCAAUCAAAAGAAUUUGGUACAACAAGAACUGUAUGGAUUGAGUCUAUACAAGCAAUAGAAAAAUUAGCUGAAAGAAAUGAUGAUAUAACGAAUAAUAUUCAACAAAAUGUUAUUGAUAAAAUGAUUGCUUAUAAAAAUUCAAAAUAUGAAAAAUCAUUUCUUCAUGUAAAAAAAGUUAAAGAAUUUGAAAAAGAUUUUAAGAAAAUACAAAAACCAUGGUUAGAAUUAUUAAAUAAAAUUAAUGAAGCAAAACAAGAAUUUCAUCAUGCAAGUCGAAAAUUACAUCAAGCUAAACGAGCAGAAAAUGUUAUUAAAACUGAUGUAGGUUCGGCGGAUGAACAAAAGAAAAAAGUUAAAGAUAGUGUUGAUCAUUAUGAAGCUGAAACAAAAUCAUGUAAAAAUAGAUAUUCUAAAUUAAUUGAUGAUAUGAAAGCAAAACAACCAACUUAUCAAGAAGAAAUGUUUAAAGUAUUAUCACGUACAGAUGAUUUUGAACGAGAUCGUUUAAAUCAAUUUAAAUUAAUGUUUGAUGCUCUUCAAGAAGCAGUGUCAAUUGAAAAGGAUAAACGUCAUGCUGAAAUGUCUACUCUAUUUAAAAAUUCAAUCAACAAGCAUGAUAUUAAAAAUGAUAUUCAAUAUUUUAAUAUACAUUAUGGCUGUGAAACAAAAACUAAAUGGCCUGUCUUUGAAGAUGUACAUGAAUAA
Rotaria sp. Silwood1 is the source of this 984-nucleotide messenger RNA. The record is from the annotation of a GenBank genome assembly. NCBI's taxonomy places the organism in Eukaryota, Metazoa, Rotifera, Eurotatoria, Philodinida, Philodinidae.